This is a messenger RNA of Candida tropicalis MYA-3404, 1032 nucleotides long. It is a transcript of the gene SNZ1, whose product is annotated as pyridoxine biosynthesis protein. Gene Ontology annotation, molecular function: amine-lyase activity. The transcript has a single exon. The record is from RefSeq and is a predicted model, not a curated record. Bases 1 to 1032 code for a protein of 343 amino acids. Gene Ontology annotation, biological process: pyridoxal 5'-phosphate biosynthetic process; amino acid metabolic process; pyridoxine biosynthetic process. Lineage: Eukaryota; Fungi; Ascomycota; Pichiomycetes; Serinales; Debaryomycetaceae.
AUGUCAAUUUUCCAAUUUCAAGUAAAUCAACAUCAUUAUAAUUUUUUUCACUUUGUUUUUUUUAUUUGUUUUUAUUUCUUUAUAGUAAUUUCAAUUGUUAAUACUUUAAUCAACCUUCCUUCAUUUAAUUCAAUUAAAACAUAUCAUCCCAUCAUGUCUGAUUUCAAAGUUAAAGCCGGUUUAGCACAAAUGCUUAAAGGUGGUGUAAUUAUGGAUGUCGUUAAUUCAGAUCAAGCUAAAAUUGCAGAAAGAGCCGGUGCUUGUGCUGUAAUGGCAUUGGAACGUAUUCCUGCCGAAAUGAGAAAAUCAAACCAAGUUUGUAGAAUGUCAGAUCCAAAAAUGAUUAAAGAUAUUAUGAAUAAUGUUAAAAUCCCAGUAAUGGCCAAAUGUAGAAUUGGUCAUUUCACUGAAAGUCAAAUUUUAGAAGCUUUGGGUGUUGAUUAUAUUGAUGAAAGUGAAGUUUUAACUCCAGCUGAUACUGUUUAUCAUAUUGAUAAAACUAAAUUUAAAGUCCCAUUUGUUUGUGGUGCCAGAAAUUUGGGAGAAGCUUUAAGAAGAAUCAAUGAAGGUGCUGCUAUGAUUAGAUGUAAAGGUGAAGCCGGUACUGGUGAUGUUUCUUCUGCUGUUGACCACAUUAGAACUAUUAAAAAAGACAUCGAAGAAGCAUCUAAAUUGAAAUCUGAAAAAGAUAUUGUUGAACUUGCGGAAAAAUUAAGAGUUCCAGUUGAUUUGUUGAUCCAAGUCAUUGAAACCAAAAAAUUACCAGUUGUUUUGUUUUGUGCUGGUGGUGUUUCUACUCCAGCUGAUGCUGCUUUAUUGAUGCAAUUGGGUUGUGAUGGUGUUUUUGUUGGUUCUGGUAUUUUCAAAGCAAAGAACCCCGAAAGAUUGGCUAAAGCCAUUGUUGACGCUACCACCCAUUUCAAUGAUCCUGCUAAACUUUUAGAAUACUCCACUGACUUGGGUGAAUUGAUGGCUGGAAUUUCCAUCGAUUCCAUCAAAGACAAUGAAAGAUUAGAAAAAAGAGGUUGGUAA